Molecule: messenger RNA, 3232 nt
Organism: Conger conger (European conger)
Lineage: Eukaryota; Metazoa; Chordata; Actinopteri; Anguilliformes; Congridae
Product: leucine-rich repeat-containing protein 14
Exons: 4
Coding region: 255-1919 (554 amino acids)
Cellular component (GO): cytoplasm
Molecular function (GO): protein binding
Source: RefSeq, a predicted model, not a curated record
CAUGUACAAAAACAAACUCAUUAGGAUUGACUCUGUGCUAGUGAGCCAAGUUGGUGCAUCCGUAUAGUUUGGGCCACGGAACUGUUCUUUACAGGUUUGGUCCUUAGAGUCUGUUUUCCUUUGUGAUCUGCUCGGCCAUGGAGCCGCAGAAGUUGCCAACAAUUGGACAUACAAGCUUUGCUACUGACUGCAUGGGACGAUGAACAUUAUCCAUUUGACCUAACAUUAACAAGGUUUGAUCGUGUUGUGCAACGAUGGUGUCCUCCUUGGUCCGUCUGUGCGCUAAGGAAGUCGUAAGUGACCACAGCUCGUCUCCGUGUUGGCUGAGCUGUAUUCCGAGGGAGCUGUAUCAACCUCUUCUAGAGGCCGCCUUCGCCCACUGCCGCCCGCUAGCUAUCGGUGAGCUGGUACAGCGCUGGCCCGAGAGAACUCUCAGCCUGCGAGGCCGGAGGAAGUCGGGACAUAAUCCUCCCAACCGACUCUGCGUACAGGCUCUGCUGUUAGCUGUGGUUCGGGGACUGGGAGACAAAAGGUGCGCCCUCCAGGUGCUGGACCUCUGUGGGCUGCACUGUGAGGAUGGUGGUGUGGCGGACUCCAUGGGGGGCUGGUCGCUGACCGUGUCCCUCUGCUCCACCAUGCUGCAGGCCAAGGGCCGGGCCCUGGGGGGCCCCCGGAGGGAGAGGGAGAGGGAGAGGAAGAGGGUGCUGGAGACGGAGGCCGAGAGGGACGCCGCCGCGAAACGAGAGCGGGGACUCGGGGCGGCGGGCCGGACGGAUUUCGGGGGCAGGCUGUCGGCGGAGGGGGGUGAGGAGCGGGCGCAGGGGGUCAGGAGGACGAUGGAGGAGAGGAGAGCGAGGGAUGGCGCGUAUGUGGACAGGCAGCCGGGGAGGGGCGGGGAGGGCGAUUCGGAAGCGGACGGGGGCCAGGUGAGGGUGUGGGCCGACCUGUUUGUGAACGCCCGCUCGUGGGAGCGCGUGCGCGUGGCUCUCACCGCCUCCGGGCCGCUGCGCCUGCACUGCCGCUACCUACGCGUGGAGGAGAUCCCCGCGUCCAACAUCGCCGCCCUGCUGGCCCUCCUCCCGCCACGCGGCAUGCUGGGCUUGGACGUGCGCUACAGCAGCCUGGGCGUGACGGGCCUGGCCCUCCUGCUGCCCGCCCUGGCCCCCUUCCCCCACCUCAGCUCCCUGCGCCUGCACUACUGCAACCUGGACAUGCGCAGGGACCUGCCCGGCCAGGAGGGGGCACUCCGGGACAUGGCCCAGGGGCUGGGGGGGCUACGGCAACUGCGCAGACUCAGCCUGACUGCACUCAGACUCCCUGGGCAUCUGCGCAUGCUCCUCAGUUCCCUCUCUCGGCCACUGGAGGUGCUAGAGCUGCCGUACCUGAGCCUGAGCGCGGCCGACCUCUCCUACCUGUCCUGUAGCCUCCACGCCUCCACGCUGCAGUGCCUGGACCUGAGCGAGAACAAGCUGGACGAGGCCUCCCUGCCCUCCCUGCGGCGGCUGCUCCACCAGGCCUCCGGCAGCCUGGCCCAGCUCUCCCUCAGCGGCUGUGGCCUCUCUGACAGCCUGCUGGGGGCGCUGCUGCCCUCCCUGGGCCUCUGCCGCGGCCUGCGCAGCCUGCGGCUCGCCUUAAACCCGCUGUCCCAGGCCGGGGUGCUGUCGCUGGUCAGGGCGGCGGCCGCCAUCCCCUCCCUGCACCUGCUGCUCUACCCGAACCCCCUGGAGGAGUACCAGCCGGGCCUGCCCCCGCUGCCCUCCAGCGCCCAGCUGCUGGACUGGCCCCUGGUGGAGGAGAUGGAGGUGAGGGAGGCCACGCAGGUGGAGCUGGAGAAGGUGCUGGUGGAGAGAGGCCGCUGCGAUCUCCUGCUGACCUCCGACCUCCUCAGCUACAGCACUGAGCUGAUGGACGAGGACUAGCGGGGGUCCUGCUGACUCGGAGACACUCCAAGGCAGAAGAGUCAGGCCGUUCGGGCCUUCUUUUGUACUGGUUUACCUCUGGUUUCAGCCAUGGCUGCAGGUGGGAGGUGGGGGCUAAACAUCCCGUAAGUUUGGCACACCUGAUUCUACUAAAUAGCAGCUCAACAAGAUCCCUAGCUGUUGAAUAACAUGUGCUUUGUCAGGGCUGUUGAGAACCUACAGGAUGAUGGAUAUCAAGGAAUGGGGUUGGGAACUACAAGUUCAGGCUUCUGGUGCAACCAAAGUAGAGGCCAGCCAAUGAAACUGGUGAAAAAUUCCCCAAAUCCCAGGCUAUUCCUGGUCCCUCAAGGAAGGGUGUCUCUCAAGAUGUCUUAACAGGCUGUCAUCCUUUUGCUGUUUCCUGGUGAUUCUCAUGGGGAGAAGCUGUAAUCACAAGUGCUUGACAAUCCUCCAUCAUCACUGUAAAGUCAGAAUAAGCAGACCUCCAGGUUAUGCGGUAACCAGGGUAACCUCCUCAUUGAGCUCAUGUCACAUAAAAAUAAUUUGUUUGGUUACACAGAAGAAGAAGAAGAAAAAAAAGUCUUAAGUGGUGUUUGGCCUUUCCAGCCGGACCACAACCAGCGACACCUUGAACUUGUGCUGUGUAUCAACUAAACUGAAUUCCAGAGGGCCUUUGACAGGAGAGAAAUUUUGGACAGCACUGCAGGACGUUCUGGCCCUGGUGACACGCAGCUGCUGCUGUGUCCUGGGCAAGGCACGUGAGCCAACGGGUUGAUACGGAGAGGGACAUGCAUCAAAAGCACAUGAGCUCUGACAGGUGCUGAAAGACACUGGUCAGGGUGUAAGUGAAAACCCGUUUCAUCAGCCAAAGAGGCUUUAAAAAAAAAAGAAAAAAGCACAACAAAAACACAAUUUUUAUUUUUAUUAUUAUAAUUUUGCACAGGUUGUGAAUGCGGUCAUUUACUGAAGGUUUAAACGGAGAUUCCCACCCGGACAGCACUGCCUGUGUAUGUGCAUGUCUGCUUGCAUUUGCUUCCACAGCGACAUUUCCCACCAAUCAGAAUUGGCAUCGGUGGUCACAUGACUCGUGAUUACAGCAGCCAAUACUGUGAAUCUCUGAGGUGCGGACCAAAGGAGAAUAUUUGAUCAUUGUUGGCUUUUUAUGGUGAUGCGAUUCUGCUUGGCACUCAAAUAAGCGCUGGCAUUCUUAUUUUUACAUAUUAAGAGUAAUACACUUCAGAAUGACAUACUCCUGAUGAGUAAUAAUAAUCUGUUGUAAUUGCUUAUGUAUGAAUAAAUUAUAUUUUCCUGGG